This is a messenger RNA of Purpureocillium lilacinum, 1734 nucleotides long. RefSeq lists its product as uncharacterized. Gene Ontology annotation, biological process: maltose catabolic process; sucrose catabolic process. NCBI's taxonomy places the organism in Eukaryota, Fungi, Ascomycota, Sordariomycetes, Hypocreales, Ophiocordycipitaceae. The record is from RefSeq and is a predicted model, not a curated record. Gene Ontology annotation, molecular function: sucrose alpha-glucosidase activity; glucan 1,4-alpha-maltotriohydrolase activity; alpha-amylase activity.
AUGGGGUCCCAAGCCGAGCAGCUGCGCAGCUGGUGGAAGGAGAGCUCCGUCUACCAGAUCUACCCGGCGUCCUUCCAGGAUUCGACCGGGACUGGUGUCGGUGACCUCAAGGGCAUCAUCUCGCGCGUCGACUACCUCAAGGAUCUGGGCGUCGACAUUGUGUGGCUGUCGCCCAUUUUCAAGAGCCCCCAACAUGACAUGCGAACUGCCUCUCAGGGCUACGAUAUCAGCGACUACAAGUCUAUAGACCCCCCCUAUGGCGACAUCUCCGACGUCGACGUCCUGCGCGACAGGCUGCACGAGCGCGGCAUGAAGCUUGUCCUCGACCUCGUCAUGAACCACACCAGCGACGAGCACCCCUGGUUCCAGGAGUCGCGCAAGUCAAAGGACAACCCCUUCCGCGACUGGUACAUCUGGCGCCCGCCGCGGUACGACGCCCAGGGCAACCGCCAGCCCCCCAACAACUGGGAGAGCCACUUCCAGGGCAGCGCCUGGGAGUACGACGAGGCCACCGAUGAGUACUACUUGCGCCUCUUCUGCCGCGAGCAGCCCGACCUCAACUGGGAGAACCCGGCCGUCCGCCGCGCCGCCCACGACGUGAUGCGCUUCUGGCUCGACCGCGGCGCCGACGGCUUCCGCAUCGACGUCAUCAACUUCAUCAGCAAGGACCAGUCCUUCCCGGACUCGAAUGAGGCCGUGCUCAAGGGCCACGAGUUCUAUGCCUGCGGGCCCAGGCUGCACGAGUAUCUCCAGGAGCUGGGCGCCAUCCUCAAGGAGUAUGACGCCUUUAGCGUCGGCGAGAUGCCAUGCGUUCAUGACACGAAUGAGAUUAUGAAGGCCGUCGGCGCAGGCCGCGACGAGCUGAGCAUGAUUUUCCACUUUGAGCUGAUGGACGUCGACCACGGCCCCAAGGGUAAAUUCUCACCCCGGACAUGGUCCCUGUCUGAACUCAAGAAGAUUGUCAACAAGUGGCAGAGGCUCAUGUACGACCGCAACGGCUGGAACGCCCUCUACCUCGAGAACCACGAUCAGCCGCGCUCCGUCAGCCGCUUCACCAGCGACGCCCCGGAGCACCGCGCCGCGAGCGCCAAGCUCAUCGCCAUCUUCCUCGGCUUCCAGGCCGGCACUCCCUUCAUCUACCAGGGCCAGGAGAUUGGCAUGACCAACGUGCCCAAGGACUGGGCCAUGGACGAGUACAAGGACGUUGACUGCGUCAACCACUGGGCCCUGUACAAGGACACGGCCGACGAAGAGACCAAGACACAGCUCAAGGCCGAAUACCAAAAGAAGUCGCGCGACAACGCCCGCACGCCCAUGCAGUGGGACGCCAGCCCCCACGGCGGCUUCACCACCGCCGGCGCCACGCCCUGGAUGCGCGUCAACGACAACUACAAGACGGUCAACGCCGCGUCCCAGACGUCGGACCCGCGCUCCGUCUACCACACCUGGCGCCGCGUCCUCGAGCAGCGCAAGGCCCACAAGGACGUCUUCGUCUACGGCGACUUUGCCCUCGUCGACGAGGCCAGCGACAAGGUCUUUGCCUACGAGCGCAGGGCCACCGCCAACGGGGACGCCGCUCUCAUCGUCUGCAACUUUUCCGAUGGCGACGAGGCCUGGAAGUGGGAGGGCAAGGCGCGCGAGGUGCUGGUGAGCUCUGCGGGUAAGGGGGUCAAGGACGUCAAUGGUGGGGAGAUUCGCCUCGGGCCGUGGGAGGCGGUUGCGCUGCUGCUGUAA